UCACGUAACACCCAUUACUAGAAGCUUGAUUCCGUCCACUAGCAGCGCGCACAGUGGGAGGAAGGGUGGUAUUGAGGAGGUGACAGCACCUCAAAUCAACUUUUGAAUUACAUCAAAUUUGAACCCGAAGAUAAAAGGGGUGGACGGACCGGAAACAUGACUAGUUUUGCCAGUAAAGCUUUCUGCAGGGUCGAGAGGUUGUGCCACCACCUCCCCGUGGUUCUCAACACUUUCCUGGUGUUCUCUAUCACCGGGGAGGUGAGCUACCUGGUGCUGGUCGAGGCUCCUCUGGAUCCGGACCAGAAGAAAACGGAGUGGUCCUCCAGGUGGAAAGCCACCCACCUUCUGGCCCAGUACUUCAUGUUGGUCAACAUCUGCUGGAACGCCCUGCUCUUUCUCAGGACAAGCCCGAGCAUCAAGGGGGUGUUCCUGGGAGGAGAUGGCAUGGGACAGGGAUGGAGGUACUGUUAUACUUGCGAGACGCACACUCCUCCUCGUUGCUCCCACUGCUAUGACUGCAAUGUGUGUGUGCUGCGGAGAGAUCACCACUGCGUCUUCUUUGGUCGCUGUGUGGGCUUCCGUAACUACCGCUAUUUCAUGAGCUGCUUGUUAUUUAUGUGGUCUGGACUCCUGUAUGCCACUCUAAUGAAUGCAGAGGUCUUCAUCGUCAUAUUGAAGGAGGGUGUGACUUUGCACAGCGUGCUUCUGCUCCUCAUACCCUGGAUAAUGCUAGUUUCAGGCCAGGUCUCGGCACGUGCCUUUGCCUUUGCCUUUAUCGCUGACACAUGCGUCGUAGGCCUUCUAUUGGUGUCUGCCUUUUUCUUCUUUCAUCUCUUCCUCAUGUUUCGAGGACAGAGCACCAGGGAGUGGUACUCGAACCGCCAGCCCUACAGCCUGGGACUCCUUGGUAACUUGCGCCACUUUCUGGGCACUCGCUGGUACAUGUGCUGGCUCUGCCCACUUAUCUCAUCACCUCUACCUGGAGAUGGGAUAAACUUCAAGCUCACAGGAUCCCUGGAUCCCACGCGGUAACAUCUGAAAGCCUGAUAAUUGACAGGCUGUGUCUUUACAGUUAUGGUGAUGGUUCAUGUAAUUGGGAGCAGCAGGGGGGAUCACCUCAGUUCAAAUCUAGGUAGCUUGGGAUGCCAAAAGAGUGUAUGUGGUAAUAUGAGAUGUUACUUGGUGUACAACAUUGUAACUGUCGACCAGUAUCUCUCUGCAGCCUUUUAGCUGUGCUGAGGCAAAAAUAUGUUGGGUCUACUGUGGAGGGUACAUCGAUCCUUAUCCAGGCUGGCCUCAGAAUAUAAAACAUGAAGUUUGAAGUGUCGCCUGUGGAAUAUUUAACAAUGAAAAAGUAUUAAAACAACACUGAAAUAAGUAUGUAUUUAGUUGAUUUUGAAAAGUUGAGAAUUUUAAAUCCUUGUAAACAAGCACUCACAGUUAUCAUCUAUGACUCUGGGGUAACUAUUCUACUGGGAUUGGAUAUAGGGACUACUUUAAUGGGCCUUUUCAUGCUGUUAAUGUUGCCUGAAUAUGAAGAUGAUACAGAUUUGCACUGUUCCUGAGUAUGAAAUACACCACCAUUUGCCUCAUAUCUACAGUUGUGCCUAACCUAAAAGUGAAAUGUGCUUGUGCUAUCAAUUUCUCAUGUACUUAGGGAGGGUCAAGGUGAUGUCUUAAAAUCUACAGGACACAUUUGUAGGAGAACAAAUGACAGAAACAUGGUUUGAGGUCUAGAGUUGCAGCUCACAGACUAAUGUGAUGUUGUGCUGUGAAUACACAAUUAAAACAUCAAAUCAGCAGUCUUUCCCUAUAGUUAUAUUAAUGUUGUCCUUUCAGUCAGAAAGGGAAAACUACAAACCAUAUCUACUGUACAACGUGAUGUGCUCUGACUCAGUCAGCUGCUGUAUAUACUGUAUUCAUACUUUUAUAGUAUACUGUUUUUGCACUGAGAACUCAUUGAGGAUUAUGCUGUUUUGUACAAUGUGUAAAGUAGAAUACAUUUAGUGAGAUAUGUCUAUCAAACUUGCUUUGCACUGUAACUGAUCAUUGAUUCAACAGAGAGAGAACAAAGGAAACCUAUUUUUCCAAAAAUGAUUGAAGUUAUUUUGUUUUCUGUGCUGCUUCUUGGUCUUUUUUUUUUUACCAGCCUGUGUUUAAAAUACAUUAUGUGACACUUUGUGACACUCCUUAUACUCAGACCGCAAAUAGAUUAGUAUGUAUUAUGGAUUAUGGACACAGCUGAUGUAACCUUCAUGAAAGAGAAAUUCUUCAGUUACCUCAUCUCAAUCCUACCCCCCUUUUAUUCUGCUGUUGCUUUUGUCAUUCUUAUCCUGUGGCCUUAAAAUGUAGUGAAUAUAUUUUAAUGACAGCCAAAAAUAUUGUUUCAAAUCAUUAUUAAUUGUUUGCAUGGUAUAUAUUUCUGUUUUUUUUUCUUGCUUUGGCAUUUGGGUCACACCAUUGAAUGCUUUGUUUUGCUAUUUGAAUGUACUUUAAUAAAUGGUGUCAAUGGAGCAUUUGAUAAGUAA
This is a messenger RNA of Notolabrus celidotus (New Zealand spotty), 2528 nucleotides long. It is a transcript of the gene zdhhc24, whose product is annotated as zinc finger DHHC-type containing 24. The record is from RefSeq and is a predicted model, not a curated record. Lineage: Eukaryota; Metazoa; Chordata; Actinopteri; Labriformes; Labridae. The transcript is spliced from 4 exons. Gene Ontology annotation, molecular function: protein-cysteine S-palmitoyltransferase activity. The coding region runs from base 157 to 1032 and encodes 291 amino acids. Gene Ontology annotation, biological process: protein targeting to membrane; peptidyl-L-cysteine S-palmitoylation. Gene Ontology annotation, cellular component: Golgi apparatus; endoplasmic reticulum.